AGUAAAUCAAUCAACCUUGUAUACGCUCCUGCCUUGGAAAAGACGGUUUGGUUUACACAACAAAUUUAAUAAUAAAGGUAGAAUUGACCUAAUGUUUUUUAAAAUCAAGUGUUUAAUUUUUGGAUUUUCCAAAGCGAAUGUUCACUAGACAGAUGUGGACGUAAGAAAAUGCAGGGAUCUACACAGGAGACUGUCGAGGAAAAUACACACUAUGAACACGAAAAAGCAAGAUCGAGGGGACGAUAUAUGACACUAUUCGUUGUCAAAUGCUUGCUGGGUAUUCUACUACUUAUACUUGGCGGUGUAGCCGUAAAAAAUACCCAGGGACAGAAGAACACAUUUGGUCCUCCGUACUUCCUCGGAGCCUUUCUCGUUGGAUGCGCAAUGAUCCUAGCAAGCCCGAUGGACAUAUUCAUGUUCCGAAAUUCCAAAUCCAGCGACCCGGCAACACUACAAAAAUUAUCAAAAUAUCAUUGCAUCGAAAUUUUACUUACAAAUAUUUUAAUUAUUGGCGGAUUUGUUGGCAUCUUCUUCGUAGCCAUAUUUGGUAUUCCAGAGUGUGAUCCUUCAGAUUUCCGUAGCCGCUGUAACUAUACAGAUAACCUGUCAACAAAUCGCAACCUAGCAAUAGCCAUCCUGAUAUCUCUUCUUGUGAGUGAAAUAAUAGCAAUUGGAAGUAUCGUGAUGCACUGUCAUACUUGUAAAGGCCGUGGUCCGUACAAUAUGCUGAAAGCUAGGAAGCGGAGAUUUACCCCUUAUCGGAAUAUAUAUAUAGACAGAGGUGCUGGCAUUGUUGUCAUGACAACGGCUCCUGUUGAACCGAGACCUGUUGCUGGUGGUUUUGGUGCUAAUCAUAACUAUGAUAGUUAUAACGCAGACACACAAAUUAUGAUUGAUGGUAAUGUUAUAGGUAAAAAUAGUGCUGAUUUUGCUGGAGCCGUCAGACACCCACCACAGAAUACUACUGUUAAUCACCCUCCAAUGGGGUAUUCUCAAUAUCCGAGUGCGGCCAACCAAAACAGGCAGUAUAGUCAUGAAUGUCAAGGCAAUGUUUCAGUUGAAUCUGUACAUCAUUUACAAGAACAGAACAGAUUACUAAGGGAGCAGAUUGUGCUACAACAACAACAACUUCGGUUAAUGCAACAGCAGCAGCAACAGCAACAAAGUGAAUCGUCGUCAUCACUCCCACCGCCUCCAAGUUAUGAGUCCUGCAUGCAAGAUCCAGUGCAGCUGAAGUUUCUUCAACAGCAGAAUGAAGAAUUACAAAAUAGAUAUCACAGUCAGCAAAAACAACUAACGGAAAAGAUACCGUUUUCUAAAGACAGACACAUCGCACCUUCAGCUCCGCCUAUAUGAUACAUCAGACAUUCAGCUCCGCCUAUAUGAUACAUCAGACAUUCAGCUCCGCCUAUAUGAUACAUCAGGCAUUCAGCGCCGACUUUAUGGAUCUGAGUAUACUGACAUUUACUAGGUUUUUGACUUCAAUAUAGCUGUCAUAUUUAAAUUAUUGAAACUAGAACAAAGACUAGAACCAAAACCAACUAAAUGUCGGGUUUUGAUUCAGUGAGAAGGAAACAGAGGUAAUAAUAUCAGCGCAAAUACAACGGCUUGAAAACAGACCUUAUUUCAGAUCCUUCUUAGAAUCUGGAUAGUGACAAUGUGAAGUGGCGAAACAGAAAGUCUUUACAUAGAAAAUGAACAUUAGUUCAUGUUAAUUUCUCAAGAUACACUACAGAGUGAAAUAGAAAACAUUAAACACCUAAAACGUGUAUAAAUAUCUAGUAUGUUGACAAUUAUCUUACUGAACAGUCUCAAUACUAAAGCAUAAUAUCACUAUAUGAGCCGCUCCAUGAGAAAACCAACUUAGUGCGUUUGCGACCAGCAUGGAUCCAGACCAGCCUGCGCAUCCACACAGUCUGGUCAGGAUCCAUGCUGUUCGCUUUCAAAGCCUAUUGCAAUUAGGGAAACUGCGAAAGUUUAUAUGAAUGUACCUGGGGUUUUAUUUGAGUUUGAACUCCCGCCCUACGUAUCCGAUCCCCUAGAUCUACUAAGUUUCUUUUUUUUACUAUUUAAAAUUUCUUUUAUUUGUGUUGCUUGAUGAUCCUCACAUCACAUUCCCCUUUUCACUCUAACCCCAACACAAUGCAAUACAUGUAUAUAGAGGACAUUUCAUGAAUGUCACAUUGAAUUUAUUAAACAAAUUGAAUAAAAUGAUAAAGCCGA
Mercenaria mercenaria is the source of this 2223-nucleotide messenger RNA. RefSeq lists its product as uncharacterized. The transcript has 5 exons. NCBI's taxonomy places the organism in Eukaryota, Metazoa, Mollusca, Bivalvia, Venerida, Veneridae. The record is from RefSeq and is a predicted model, not a curated record. The coding region runs from base 169 to 1356 and encodes 395 amino acids.